Molecule: messenger RNA, 2592 nt
Organism: Pipistrellus nathusii (Nathusius's pipistrelle)
Lineage: Eukaryota; Metazoa; Chordata; Mammalia; Chiroptera; Vespertilionidae
Source: the annotation of a GenBank genome assembly
AUGAUGGGCACCAAGGCCUUCACGCUGGUGUCCGCCGUGGAGCGGGAGCUGCUGAUGGGCGACAAGGAGCGCGUCAGCAUCGAGUGCGUGGAGUGCUGCGGCAAGAACCUCUACGUGGGCACCAACGACUGCUCCAUCCACCACUUCCUGCUGGAGGAGCAGAGCCUGCCGGCCGGCACCGCCACCUUCACGGCCACCAAGCAGCUGCACCGGCACCUGGGCCUGCGCAAGCCGGUGAGCGAGCUGCGCGCCGCCUCGGCCCUGCACAGGCUGCUGGUGCUGUGCGACUGCUCCAUCUCCCUGGUGCACAUGCUGAGCCUGGAGCCCGUGCCCUCGGGCGCCCGCAUCAAGGGCGCCGUGGCCUUGGCCCUGAACGAGAACCCGGUGAGCGGGGACCCGUUCUGCGUGGAGGUCUGCACCAUCUCCGUGAAGCGCCGGACCAUCCAGGUGUUCCUGGUGUACGAGGACCGGGUCCAGAUCGUCCGCGAGGUGUCCACGCCGGAGCAGCCCCUGGCCGUGGCCGUGGACGGCCACUUCCUGUGCCUGGCCCUGACCACGCAGUACAUCAUCCUCAACUACAGCACGGGCGCCGCCCAGGACCUGUUUCCCUACUGCAGCGAGGAGAAGCGCCCCAUCGUCAAGCGGAUCGGGCGGCAGGAGUUCCUGCUGGCGGGCCCGGGAGGACUGGGCAUGUUUGCCACCGUGGCUGGGAUUUCUCGGCGGGCUCCUGUGCACUGGUCAGAGAACGUGAUCGGCGCGGCCGUCUGCUUCCCCUACGUCCUGGCGCUCGACGACGCCUUCAUCACGGUCCACAGCAUGCUAGACCAGCAGCAGAAGCAGACCCUGCCCUUCAAGGAAGGCCACAUCCUACAGGACUUCGAAGGAAGAGUGAUUGUCGCCACAAGUAAAGGAGUUUACAUCUUGGUUCCCUUACCUCUGGAAAAGCAAAUACAGGACCUUCUAGCAAGCCACCGAGUUGAGGAGGCGCUGGUUUUAGCAAAAGGAGCCCGGAGGAACAUUCCAAAGGAGAAAUUUCAGGGUAUGUACAGGAGGAUCCUGCAGCAGGCCGGCUUCAUCCGCUUCGCGCAUCUCCAGUUCCCGGAGGCCAAGGAGCUCUUCAGAAGCGGCCAGCUUGACGUCCGGGAGCUGAUCUCUCUGUGCCCCUUCCUGUUGCCCACCUCCUCUUCAUUCGCGCGGUCUCACCCUCCUCUCCACGAGUACGCAGACCUGAACCAGCUGGCACAGGGCGACCAGGAGAAGGCAGCCCAGUGCAAGCGCUUCCUCAUGAGCUACCUGGACGAAGUGCGCGGCACGGAGGCGGUGCGCAGCUACCGGGAGGACGUGGACACGGCCCUGCUCAAGCUGUACGCGGAGGCCGGCCACGCCAGCCUGCUGGGCCUGCUGGCCGGCGAGAACGCCUGCCUGCUGGCCGACAGCGCGGCCUGGCUGGAGAAGCACAAGCGGUAUUUUGCACUGGGACUGCUCUACCACCAUAAUAACCAGGACGCCGCUGCAGUUCAGCUGUGGGUGAGCAUCGUGAACGGGGAGCUGGACGACCCCACGCGCGCAGACCUGUACGACCACGUGGUGGACUUCCUCACCCGCAGCCGGGACCCCGAGCUGGUGUGGCAGCACGCUGACUGGGCCCUGCAGAAAAGUGAGGAGGUCGGAGUCCAGCUUUUCACCAAGAGGCCUUUGGAGGAGCAGCAGACCAGCUUCAGUCCAGACCACGUGCUCAGCCGCCUUAAGAAAUACCCCAGCGCCCUCGUCCGCUACCUGGAGCACCUGGUGAUGGACCGGAACCUGCAGAGGGAAGAGUACCACACGCGCCUGGCCCUGCUCUACCUGGACGCGGUGCUGCAGCGGACGCCCGGCGCCGAGGUGACGGAGACGCAGGCGAAGCUGCGCCGCCUGCUGCAGACGUCCGACCUGUAUCGAGUGCACUUCCUGAUGGAGCGGGUGCGGGGCGCGGACCUGCCCAUGGAGAGGGCCAUCCUGCACGGGAAGCUGGAGGAGCACGAGCAGGCGCUGCGCACGCUGGCGCUGGAGCUGCGGGACUUCGCCGCGGCCGAGGACUACUGCGCCUGGCGCUCGGCGGGCCGGGAGCCGGCCUACCGGCGGCGGCUCUUCCACACGCUGCUGGCCCUGUACCUGGGCCCCGGCCCCAGCGCUCCCGCCGCAGCCCCCGCCCCCGGCCCCGCAGAGCUAACCGUGGCCGCCGUGGACCUCCUGAACCGCCACGCCGCCGAGUUCGACGCCGCCCAGGUCCUGCAGCUGCUGCCGGGCUCCUGGUCGGUGCAGCUGCUCUGCCCGUUCCUGACGGGCGCCGUGCGGGACAGCACCCACGCCAGGAGGACCGCGCAGGUGGCGCUCGGCCUGGCCACGGCGGAGAACCUGAUCUAUCAGCACGACCAGGUGAGGGUGAAGAGGAGCUCCUUCCGGCUCUCGGACAAACAGCUGUGCCAGGUGUGCCGCCGUCCCUUCUGCGAGCCCGUGUUUGUCAGGUACCCGACCGGCGACCUCGUCCACACCCACUGUGCCGCCAGCAGACACUCGAACCCCAGCGCCCCCCGCCCUGGCACUCGGACUUGA